Candidula unifasciata is the source of this 327-nucleotide messenger RNA. The record is from the annotation of a GenBank genome assembly. NCBI's taxonomy places the organism in Eukaryota, Metazoa, Mollusca, Gastropoda, Stylommatophora, Geomitridae.
AUGGUUGUGAUAUCCCGCCUUGCAAAUAAGACUGGACAUGGGUUCCACCAUCCUAGUCGUCGUGGACUUCAUACAUCGGUUCUACUCCCUGUGGUCAUUGUCCAGGAGCAUCCACAUGCCAACUGCAGGUUCUACGUGGAGGUCAUGAUAUCGGCCAACGUCUUGCAGCUGAAGCUUGACUUCCAGAGGAUGCUCCACCUUGAGGCUGAAAACCAGAACUGGUCGUUCAAAAACAAGAAACUGAAUGAUACAGACACGAUACAAAUGAUUGGUAUCAAGAAACAUGACAUCAUCGUGUGUCAGACAACAGAGGAACAGCUGGACUAA